AUGGCUUCCGCAGUUGCAACUGUUCCUAUCGCUGCUGGCUUUGGCAUUUCUUUGAAGCCCCGAGCUGCAGUGAGGGUUGCAGCUCCGUCGCUGUUCCUCGGCAACCGUAUUGCUGCUUCCAGCCGGAGCGAGACUGCCAAGACCCGGAAAUUCGUAGUGAGGGCGACCAAUGAGGAGUAUGAGGAGUCGGAGUUCGUUAAGAAGUCGAAGGAGGUUCUAGAGGAUGCGAAGGACAAGUGGGACGCCGUUGAGGAUAAGUCAACCGUCGUCAUCUACGGUGGUGGAGCUCUCGUUGCCCUGUGGCUCUCCUCCACUAUCGUCUCUGCUGUGAACUCCAUCCCUCUACUUCCGAAGUUCCUCGAGCUUGUCGGAACCGUCUACAGUGGGUGGUUCAUCUACCGUUACCUUCUCUUCAAGUCUAGCAGGAAGGAGCUGUCUCUCUUGAUUGAUGAUCUCAAGGCCAAGAUCACAGAUAAGACGAACUGA
Molecule: messenger RNA, 486 nt
Organism: Closterium sp. Naga37s-1
Lineage: Eukaryota; Viridiplantae; Streptophyta; Zygnematophyceae; Desmidiales; Closteriaceae
Source: the annotation of a GenBank genome assembly